UCCAGCCCCAACACUCCAGCAAACUUAGGCUCGAGAUUUUCUACCCGAAAUGUUAACCUGUGUCCCUGGAAUGAGAAGGUGGAUCUUUGCCUCUCUAGCUAACGAUGUGGUGGGCAGUUGAAUUGUAUACAUUUUCCUCCGCACUAGGUAGUUAUCACAAUUUCGAGUUUUCCUUUUCAGAAAGACAAAGCACUAUUAAGGAAAUCUGGUUUGCACAGUUCAGACAAAAUGGCAGUUGCAUUUCCAGAUGGUAGAUCGACUCUAUUAGUGAGCUGGAAGGAAAAAGUCCCGGUCGAAGAACUGCAAGGGAUCCUUUACGUUCACUUCAAGGAUCUGGCGCACAGGUUUCAAGCCGACUGUAUGGUGCAGAAACUCGACUCCCAGGAAGUUCUGGUUAUCCUGCCGAGAAUAACGAAAGAAGUGUUAAGCAGUAUUGCUGAAAACGCACAUGUCGCAUAUAAAGAUGAAGAAAUUAAACUUGACAUUAAAAUCCCAGUUGACGAUUUUUUUACUGUGCAUUCAACAAAUUUAGCUGAAGAAACAAUGGAGGCUACUGAGAGUGACGACAAGCAUGAAAUUGAAGAGACAUCUGAGCAAGACGAAGGGAUUUUACAGGAAGACAAAACGAAUGAAAUAGAAACUCAGCAGUUCGAGCAGAGUGGGAAAGUAGAUGGAAAGCAGAUGAAAGCUGAAAAUGAAGACUUGAGCCAGGAGGAUAUAUGUAUUGAGAUUCCUGUCGAAAAUGAUGUUGGUCAGUUUCUUCAGAAUAAGAAGAUGUGGCUGCUUAACAUCAUUUCUGGGAAGUUUAACUGUACUGCUACACUCUGUAUGGAUGGAAAUAAACAACCAGCUUCUAUGGCAGAAGCUUCAGCUAAGGAUUUAGCUACUACUGAAGAAACAUUCCCUCUGAUAAUCAAUUUUCCUACUGGAGUAAGGUACCUGAAGGUCCUAUCGGGAGGGCUUCGUAUUUUUGCAUGCUUAGAUGAUCUGACAAAACAUGAGGUCGAUGUUGUUGUGAACUCUGCCAAUGAAUAUUUAAAACAUGACCGUGGAAUUGCUCGUGCUUUGGCACGAACAGCUGGACAAGAAUUCACAGCUGAAAGUGACAAUAUUGUACAACAACAUGGGGCAGUGCCAGUUGGUUCUGCUGUCGUCACUGGGGCAGGAAAGCUCCCAUGUAAAAAGGUCAUACAUGCAGUAGGACCUAUUUGGAUUCUAAAUACAAGUUCAGAAAACGAUCGCUUACUUUCUUAUACCAUCAGAAAUAGCCUUGUGCUAGCAAAUGAAUUACAAUUGACCUCAAUUGCCAUACCUGCUGUAGGUUUGGGAAAUGGUUUCCCAUUGCGAAGGUGUGCAGAAUUGAUAGUAAAUACAAUUAAAACUUUUCAUGGGAUAUGGAUGCCUGAAAAUCCUUUGAAAGAGAUCCAUUUAGUAAAUUUCAGUGAGCCGACAACUGCAGCAAUAGAAAAUGCGUGUAAGAAUAUCCUUGGCGAAACAGACCAAAAACGUUUGCUAAGUGUGGAUUUUGUACCAAAUCAGAUACGUGACAUAUAUAGGUUUCAGAAUCUUCAUAUAGAAAUCAAGAGAGAAAAUAUUGAAGAACAGAAUGUAUGUACAGCUUAAUUUCCUUUACUUAAAAAGUAGGCCUUUUCUCCAUUUUAAAAUCAUAUAUUCUGACAGAUUAAAUUGAAUUCUGUUUUUAUUA
Carcharodon carcharias (great white shark) is the source of this 1705-nucleotide messenger RNA. RefSeq names its product poly(ADP-ribose) polymerase family member 9 (gene parp9). Gene Ontology annotation, biological process: negative regulation of gene expression; positive regulation of type II interferon-mediated signaling pathway. Lineage: Eukaryota; Metazoa; Chordata; Chondrichthyes; Lamniformes; Lamnidae. Bases 229 to 1623 code for a protein of 464 amino acids. Gene Ontology annotation, molecular function: transcription corepressor activity; ubiquitin-like protein ligase binding. The record is from RefSeq and is a predicted model, not a curated record. Gene Ontology annotation, cellular component: cytoplasm; nucleus. The transcript is spliced from 5 exons.